Iphiclides podalirius (scarce swallowtail) is the source of this 486-nucleotide messenger RNA. NCBI's taxonomy places the organism in Eukaryota, Metazoa, Arthropoda, Insecta, Lepidoptera, Papilionidae. The record is from the annotation of a GenBank genome assembly.
AUGUGGCGGCAGACGGUCGGCACCACGGCGACGUUCCGCCACAGCAAGCUACGGCACACGAAGCGCGCCGCGCGCGGCUCGGCGGCGGCGCGCGGGCCCGCGGGCAGGCCGUUCGGGCGCGGGGCCUCGCCGAGGCUGGCCGCGGGCGACGGCGGCGGAGGGGGGCGCGGGGGCCCCGCCCCAGGGCCAGGGCCCGCCGCCGCCCGCCCCGGCUACGGCUAUGAGGCCCUGUCGGCGGGCAGCGAGUGCAGCGACGCCGACCCCGACGACGGCCCAGAGUACACGGCCUUCGAGAUGGAGACCUCGGGCGGCGGCGAGUCGGCCGAGGGGCCCUCCUCGCGCGGCUCCGCCAAGGUCAACUUCCCGCCGGACGUCGAGCGCGAGCGGAGGCCCACCGCCACGUUCACUUCCUUCCGCCGGGGCCGCGGACGCUCGAUGAGCGCCUGGAGCGACAUCAGCCGUUCCAGCAUCCGCUUCGAGGAGCGG